Closterium sp. NIES-65 is the source of this 6726-nucleotide messenger RNA. NCBI's taxonomy places the organism in Eukaryota, Viridiplantae, Streptophyta, Zygnematophyceae, Desmidiales, Closteriaceae. The record is from the annotation of a GenBank genome assembly.
AUGCAAGACGUCUACGACGACGCCAACCCCGUGUGCCGCGAAGCGCGGCGCACUGCGCGGGCGGCAUGCGAGAUGCUCAUCGGAUAUGCACGGGCCACCCGCAUCACGCCGCGCGAUUUGUGCCAUCUGUUCGAUAUCCGCAACCCCAUCAUAAUCGCGCGGAUGGAGCGGGUGAGCCCGUCGUUCAACCUCAACGUGGCGCCUAAGCCAGUACCCUCUCCGGGCGCAACUCCCACGCCCGAGACCCCUCGUCCGCGCGGCCGUGUGCUUCUCGGCUUGAUGACCCGUCCGUGUCGCCGUCAGGAGCUGCUUGACGCCGGUGUGGGCGCCGUGAUGGACGGGUAUGUGGACGCGGCUGAGUGGAUGCGUCUACAUGCGAGCGGGCGUGCAGACGGGCAUGAUUUAUGGCGGGCUCAGCGGAACUGGAGCGCGCAAGCAGGCGGAGGCUUGGCAGCGCGGGAAGAAUUCUCCGCGCGCCGGUGGGAUGCGCGGGAAGGCGCGGAUUGGCGCAAUAGUGACGCGCGGACGGAUCCCCGAGCGCAAGGCGGCGGUGGGGAGGGCGGCAGCGGGAGGUGGCGGGGAGGGAGCGAGAGCAGCGCGAGUGUGGAGGGCGCGGGGGGGCCGCAUGCGGGCGCCAUGAUUCUCCCGCGGGGCAGCAGCACUGUUAGCACGAGCACGGGCAGUGGUGUGACGAGCAGCAUGCGUGGUGGCGGUGGCGGUGGGGCCAGCAGCGCGCACCUUAGUCACCUGGACGCCGCUCUCGUGUCUCUCAUCGGCCCCGCUGCUGCUGCGGCGUUCGCUGCUGAUGUGCACGCCAUGGGCUGGCCUGCUGCGCUGCGCUCCCCUGGGCCCGUUGCUGUGCAUGGUGGCGCUGGGUAUGAUGGAGGGGAGGGAGUGGAGAGUGACGCUGGCUCGUCCAUUGCUGCUGCUUCUGCUGCUGCCGCCGCCCAUCUACCCUCCGACACCACUGGAACUACCACCGACAGUGGCAGUAACAGUAACAGCAGAGCUGCUGGUAGCAGCGGGGUUAGCAACAGAGGCAGCAGCGGCAGGGGCGGCGGUCAGAGGCCCAGCAGUCGCAGGCCGUCAGCUCAGAUCCGCAUAGACCGCAUUCCACUGGACACGUCCGCGGAGACCGUGGCAGCGUUCGUGCGCGACACACUGCACGUGACCGUGGACCGCGUGAAGAUCAAGGGGUACACGCGCAUCCGCGCCCUGCCCGCUGGCAGAGCCACAGCAGCAGGCGCAGGGGUCGCCGGAGGUGCAGCAGCAGGCGCAGCAGGGGCAGCAGCAGGCGCAGGGGAGGGAGCAGUGGUGGGGGGGACGCGGUACCGUGAGGAGUGGGUGUCAGCAGGGUAUGGAUACGCGGAUUUCCUGACAGCAGAGGUGGCGGAGUUUGUGAUGGCGAGGGAGGAGGCGCUGGUGCUCAAGGGGCAGCAGCUGGGGCUGCAGCGCACCAUAGAGCAGAGGAGAGCACCCGAGGGGCUGCUAUUCCACUCCACCGUGCACCUCGGGUUUGUCCACCAGCCCGGCCAGCUCGCGCUGACAUGGCGCUCCAAGCCCGAGAGCUGCCGGGUCGAGUUUGACUUUUUGGAGAGGCGUGUGCGGGUCGUGGUGCAGGAGAGGGCGGGCGAGCGCGGGAGGGGUGGUGCGGGGUGGGAAAGGCGGGCGGCAGGAGGAGAGGCGGGUGCAAGGGAGGAUGCAGGUGCAUCGUUCCCUGCUACUGCUGCUGGUGCGUGUCUCUCAUCCAUCCCGCUGGCGUUCCAGCGAGUAGAGUACAAGUUAGAGUGGCGCAUGCGGGACGUGCGGCUGUGGGGCAGCAAGGACAGCACGACACGCGGCAUGGAUGGGCCCGGCCUCACCUCCUCGCUGCUGCUUCUGCUCUUCGUGCCGCCCGCCGUGUUCUCGCGGGCGUGUGACGACGACGUGUGGCAGCUGGAGCCCGACAGCUGGUUCCCUGAUGUCGGCGACCCAUGGACCCGCACCACCGAUGAAAACUUCUUGCCCGCGGGGGGAAGGGUGGGCGCCGGUGCAAGCGUAGCAGCAGACGCGUAUGCAGGCGUGGGGGAUGAUGGAGGAGGGGGGAGUGCUGGUGCGGGGCGGUGGGACGGCGGGGCUGGUAGCAGUGGAAGCGGUGGUGUGAGUGGGAGUGGGUGGAAGGGGCGGGUGUGGAGUGGAGGGGUGUUGGGGGCGGCGUCAGUGAUGCAGGUGUCGGUGCCGGUGCGGCGGGGCAGCCAUGUGCGGCGCAUAGCAGCGCACAUGCGCACCGCAUCACUGCACCUCAGGGCACGCUACCUGGGCGACCCACAGCGCGUGGCCAUCACCGCCCGCUAUGCUGCUGCCCUGCCCAUCCACCUCGCCCCCUUCAUCUCCCUCGACCCCUCAUGUCUCCCCAUUACCACCACCACCACCCCACCUGACAGCACCAACACCAAAACUGCCAGCAGCGGCGGCGGCAGCAGCGGCAGCGGCAGCAGCAGGACUGCGGUGCCUGUUGUGCUCGCCUUCCCAGUGUUGUACUUGCUCACAGCUCUGGUGCAGCAGGGCACCAUCCCCCCCACAGCUGUGACUGCCUCCCUGUACCGCACUCUGGCUUAUGAGCCCGUGCUCGCUGCCGUGGCGGUGCUGAUCGAGUUCUUCCGCUUCUCCCGCCCCGAGUUCCACCCCUCCCGGAAGUUCCGGCAGAUCGCCCGGGCCAUGCGGCACCACGGCAAGCUGCAGGCACGGGAGGGCACUGACAAGGGGCGAGAGACGGGACCAGAGGGGACGGGGGAGCAGCAGAGGGAGAAGGGAGAGGAGCAGAAGGGGCCAGGUGUGGGAAAGCCCGAGCAGCCGCAGCAAGAACAGCAAGCAAGAGAGGAGAAGGCAGGGGAAUUGAGUGAGGGGGAGAGCAGCACGUGGCCAUGGAAGCUGCCAGCGAACCACGUGCUGGUGUUCCGGGUGCUCAUCACACCGCUGGGCGCGCAGUGCUGCAUGCCGGGCGUGGAGCUGACCAACCGCGUGCUCACGCACUACCGCGCCCACGCGCACCGCUUCCUGCGCGUCACCUUCACGGACGAGGGCCUGGAGAACCUGCCCUCCUUCGCCCUCAUGGACGCCGCUGGUAGGCGCGAGGGCGGUGCCGGCCACACCGAUGUGUACCGCCGCAUUCUCUGCCUCGUGGAAGAUGGCUUCAGCCUGUGUGGGCGGCACUACUGCUUCCUGGCGUCAUCAGCAUCGCAGCUGAGGGAGAAGUCAGCGUGGUUCCUGGCCGAGGAUAACAAGCUUGGCCUCUCCGUUGCCUCCGUGCAGGCGUGGAUGGGAACCUUCUCAGCCAUCCGCAACGUGGCCAAGUGCGCCGCCCGCAUGGGGCAGUGCUUCUCCUCGCGCUUCACUUCUCUCCCCCUCCCGCGCGCCCACGUGCGCAAGCUGCCCGACGUCACACGUGGCAGCUUCUGCUUCACGGAUGGCGUGGGUGCCGUGUCACCAGAGGUGGGCAAGGCCCUGGCAGACGCCAUUGCUCCUUACCUUGACAGGCCCGUGGGUCACGGGUGGAGCGAGGAUGACUCUGGGGUGUGUGAUGGGGAGGGUGAUGCGAGUGGUGGUGAGAGUGGGGGAAGCAGUGGAGGUGGUGCCCGGGGUGGUGCUGCGGAGGGUGGUAGUGGGGAUAAGAAGGAGGGUGGUAGUGGGGAUAAGGAGGGUGGUAGUGGGGAUAAGAAGGAGGGUGGUAGUGGGGAUAAGGAGGAGGGUGGUAGUGGGGAUAAGAAGGAGGGUGGUAGUGGGGAUAAGAAGGAGGGUGGUAGUGGGGAUAAGAAGGACGUUGGUAGUGGGGAUAAGAAGGAGGGUGGUAGUGGGAAUGAGGAGAGUGGGAAUGGGAAUGAGAAGGAGACUGGGAGUGGAAGUGCGAAGGAGAGUGGGAGUGGGAAUGAGGAGAGUGGGAGUGGGAAUGAGGAGAGUGGGAGUGGGAAUGAGGAGAGUGGGAGUGGGAAUGAGGAGAGUGGGAGUGGGAAUGAGGAGAGUGGGAGUGGGAAUGAGGAGAGUGGGAGUGGGAAUGCGAAGGAGGGUGGGACGGGGAAUGAGAAAGAGAGUGGGAGUGGGAACAAGAUGGAGAGUGGGAGUGAGAACGAGAAGGACAGUGGGAGUGGGAGUGCGAAGGAGAAUAGGAGCGGGAAUGAGAAGGACAGUGGGAGUGGGAGUGUGAAGGAGAAUGGGAGUGAGAAGGAGAGUGGUAGUGGGAACACGAAGGAUAGUGGGGGUGCAAAUGAGAACGAGAGUGGGAGUGGGGCUGGCAGCAGUGGGACAAAAGGGAAGAAGGGAAGUGCGGUGGAGCAGGGGAGGGCAUUGCUGCGCGCACCAUCGGCGUUUCAGAUCCGGUAUGCGGGGGUGAAGGGGGUCAUCACAGUGUGGCCGCGCUGGGUCAUGCGGCAAGUGGAGCACGAGGCAGAGCUGCACAGGCACGUGGGCGGUAACGGCAGCAACGGCAGCACAAGUGGCGUGCAACAGCGGCAGGUGGUGAAUCUGAUGUUCCGUGAAGGGGAUUACGCGACUGACUCAUGGAUGCAUGCAGGGGAGGGCAGCGGUGACACACAUGCGGAAGCUGCUGCAGUGAAUGAUGCCCGCCCAGGGAUGGCUGCAGAGACUCAAGGGAGUGCAGCAGCAGCAGCAGUGACGCACAUGUGGAUACGGCCAAGCAUGGACAAGUUUGAGUCGCAGCAUGCAGAUGUGGAGGUGGUGAAUUGGACGCGUCCCCUGCCGUGUUUCCUCAACCGCCAGAUCAUCACACUGCUGGCUACCAUGGGAGUGCAAGAUCACGUCUUUCUGCACAUGCAGGACGCCAUGCUACAGCAGUUGGACCGGGCGUUGAGUGAGCGGCAGGCAGCACUGCAGCUGCUGGAGGAGUUGUGUGCGGACGACCUUUACAACGUCGCCAUGACCAUGCUGUCUGCUGGCUUCCACCCCCACCGCGAGCCGCACCUCAAGCGCAUGAUGCGCGCCGUAAGGUCGCUGCAGCUGCAGGGGCUGAUUUCGAAGGCACGCAUAUUCGUGAAGGAUGGCCGGUGGCUCAUGGGCGUGGUGGACGAGACAGGGCUGCUGGAGUAUGGGCAGUGCUUCAUCCGAGUGUGUGACACCACAGCGCCCAUAUCCCCCUCAAACCCCACCUCCUCCUCCGCCGCCGCCGCCUCUUCCUCUGAAGCCCCGAUCCUCUCCCCCACGGUGCACUGCACGGGGCGUGGGCUGGGCGCGCCGCAAGUGAUAACAUGCCCCAUCAUCUUCGGCAAGAACCCCUGCCUGCACCCGGGCGACCUGCGCGUGCUCACAGCCGUGGACGUGCCGUGCCUGCACCACCUGGUCGACUGCCUCGUGCUGCCCAAGAGGGGCCCGCGCCCGCACGCCAACGAGGCGUCGGGCAGUGACAUGGACGGGGACGUGUACUUUGUCACGUGGGACGCGCGCCUCAUGCCACCCUCAGGGCGGAGUGAAGAGCCGAUGGAUUAUCAGCCGGUGAAGAAGGAGGGCAAGGCCGCUGUCACCAUGAAGGACGUGCACCGUUUCUUCGUGGACCACAUGCUGAACGACAGCGUGGGCAUCAUCUGCAACGCGCACGUCGUGCACGCGGACCGCAGCCCCCAGCAGGCGUCGGACCCCGCGUGCGUGCGCCUGGCUCGCGAGGCCGCCAUCGCCUUCGACUUCCCCAAGACGGGCGUGGCGGGGCAGAUGCCGCGCGACCUGCGCGUGCAGGAGUACCCCGACUUCAUGGAGAAGGGCGCCAGUAAGGAGACGUAUGAGUCCGAUAAGGUACUGGGGCGGUUGUACCGCGAGGUGAAGGACACUGCUGUGGUGCAUGAGGAUGAUGACCUGCCUCGCGUGGUGCCGGCUGUGGCGGAGGAGGAGGGCACGGGCAGGGAGGAGAUGGCGCAGGAGCGGAGGGAGCGGGAGGAGGAGGCGGCGCGGCUGGUGAGGGAGGGGAGGGAAGGAAGGGAGGGGGCGGGGGAGGGCAUGGGGUGGGAGGGCGAGGUGGCGGUGCUGGAGGAUGGGCGCACGUGGCUGCGGUGGCCGGGCGUGGAGGAGGUGGGGCGCGCGUACCGAGAGGACCUGCGUGUAGAGGGGUAUGAGCAGCACGUGGUGGAGGCGAGGGCACUCAAGUGGGCGUAUGACCGCUCCAUGCUGCACAUCCUGCACCAGUUUGGCAUCAUGACGGAGGCGGAGGUGGCAUCGGGCAGCAUGCUGCAGGCAGCCCAGCACAGCGGGCGCAAGGACGAUGCGGUGCGCGAGCACGUGCGCAACAUGUACGUCAACCUGCGCCGCCACUACCACCGCCUGCUCGUGUGCAGGGCAGAGAACGGCCGGGGAGAAGACGACGACGAUGACGAUGACAAUAACAGCACUGAUGCCUCUUCCCCUGCUCCUCGCACCAAGCAGCAGCAGCAGCGGCGGCAGCAGCAGAAGGAUCCGCGGCUGCGGGUGACGUCCAAGGUGAACGUGGUGCAGGGUAUCAAGGCCAUGCUGCCGGACACUGCUCCCACCUCCCACAAGCCCAGCGCCGAGGCUGCAGAAGAGCCAACGCGGCUGGACCACGCAACGGUGCGGGCGCGUGCCUUUGCGUGGUACCACGUGUGCUACCACCCCUCCGAGCUGCAGCGCGUGCAGCAGGAGGCACGCGGGUUCGGGCUGAGCGUGGCGCCUGUGUUUCUGAGCUUUGCGUGGAUUGGCGUGGACAUUCUGUGCCAGCACCUGAUUGCUGAUUGA